Messenger RNA from Microplitis demolitor, 1110 nucleotides. Its product is annotated as delta(3,5)-Delta(2,4)-dienoyl-CoA isomerase, mitochondrial. The coding region runs from base 89 to 1006 and encodes 305 amino acids. NCBI's taxonomy places the organism in Eukaryota, Metazoa, Arthropoda, Insecta, Hymenoptera, Braconidae. Gene Ontology annotation, molecular function: delta(3,5)-delta(2,4)-dienoyl-CoA isomerase activity. Gene Ontology annotation, cellular component: mitochondrion. The transcript is spliced from 6 exons. The record is from RefSeq and is a predicted model, not a curated record.
AACUUAGAAUUAAAAGACUUUGGACCGUCAAAGAAAUCGCAUUUGCUGGAAUUGAAAACAAAUUAUUUGAAAAAAAAAAUAAUUUACCAUGAUUACAUCAAAAAUGAUUAAUUUGUUACAGUCAUCAAUUAAAGUUGGUGGAUUUCGAAGUAUCAGGGCAGCAUCAGACAUGAAGUCGUUGAAUUUUGAAACACUUUCUGUGUCGAGUCCUAAAGAAUAUGUCGUUAAAGUUGAAUUGAAUCGGCCGAAAAAAUUGAAUGCACUCAACAAUACUAUGUGGGAAGAAAUUGGUAAAUGUUUUCAAGAACUUGAUAGUUCUCCAGAAUGUCGUGUCAUCGUAUUGACAGGAGCUGGAAAAGCUUUUUGUUCAGGAAUUGAUUUACAAGACGCCAUGAGUAUGGGAUCAAUGCUAGCUGAGCAUGAUGAUGUUGCUAGGAAAAGUAGAGCAUUGGAGCAAAAAAUAAAACUGUAUCAGGAUUCAUUUCUGUCUAUUGAAAAAUGCCGUAAACCCGUAAUUGCUGCUAUUCAUGGAGCAUGUAUUGGUGGUGGAUUUAAUAUGAUUUGUGGUGCUGACAUUCGUUACUGUUCUUCGAAUGCAUGGUUCUCUUUAAAAGAAGUUGAUAUUGGAAUGGCUGCUGAUGUUGGAGCUCUCCAGUGGUUUUCAAAAAUCGUCGGCUCUGAAAGUUUGGUACGAGAAAUGGCGUUCACUGCUCGUAGAAUGCAAGCUGAUGAAGCUUUGCAGUGUGGACUAGUCAAUCGAUUAUUCAAAGAUGACGAAACAUUAUUCAAAGAAUCUCUUGCCGUUGCUGAAGAAAUUUCGAAGAAGAGUCCAGUAGCUGUCCAAACGACAAAAAAGACAAUAAUAUAUUCUAGAGAUCAUCCAAUUCAAGAAGGCUUAGAUUACGUCAGAGGACUUAAUCAAACAAUGUUGCAAAGUGAAGAUUUUAUAAAUGCUGCAGUUGCUCAAGCAACUAAAGGAGAACCCGCAGUAUUUUCAAAAUUAUAAAAAUAAAUUUAAAGGCUUAUCAGGAAAAUAUUUAAAAUUUUUAUUGACUGAAAAUUCGUGUAUUUUGUAAUUGAUUUUUUAAAGAUAUAUUUUUAUCUAAAUGU